GAUCAGCGGAAUUGCAGUACUCGCCAGAUGACCACAGGGAUGCAGCACAGCUAGAUCCAAUGGAGUGAAUCCCCACAGUGAAUUCUGGAAAAAUAAUUUACAUAGAAUUUAGUCUCUGUGAAAACCAUUCAAUAACAACAGAAUGCUGCUUACAAAACUUAUUUCAAAUCCUUUAGUCUUUGUCUACCGUGGUCUGUGGUACUGUGUUUAAAUUAGUUUUGUAAAAAAGGAGGUGUGGUAGAAAGGACCUACAUGCCACAACUACUUGAAUAAAUACUGAGAACAACGAAGAAUUGGGUAAGAUAUAAAAGCAAAGACUGGAGGGUGCCAAAACAACUAAUGAUACUUUCUUGAAAGGAAUGUCUGAUUGAUAGAAAGUUCAAGGAACAACUUCUACAAACAGUGGCAAAUAGCCAGUCCCCAUGAGUCAACCCCACCAGGCUAAACUGCUGUUCACAUGCCAUGCAGGGCAAGCAGCAUCAACAUCUGGCAACGGCCACAUCUUCAGCCGGUUGGGGAAGGCACAGAAGCUGCAGUGUCCUGGAAGGGGCUCUCAGGAGCUGCCAUGGCCAGAGCUGCCAUGGCCUCCCAGCUCAGGAGGCAGAAAGCCCAGCCAGCUCCAGCCGCCUCUCUUGAGGAGCCCCAGGGGGCAAGUGAGCCUUUUGCACCAGGGAUGGUUUUCCCCAGUGGGGAGUGGACACCUUCAGUCUCCGGAGCCAGCUAGGCAGAGCUAAGGGGACUGCUCGGGGACACCAGCACCCACUGGGCCCUCCCACACAGGGUGCGAGGGCGCUGACAACAGUCCCUCCAUGGCGGGGGGGACGCGGCCUCGGCGGCAGUUCCCCUCCUGCUGCCCCUGUGGGGUCAGAGAUGCCGCCAGGCGCCCGUGAGGACACGGCCUCCCUCGGGGAGCGGGAGCUGUCGCAGCGGCCCUGGCGCCGGCUGCGAGGGGCGUCCCGUCCCCUGAGGAGGGACGAUAGGGCGGGGAGGGCCGGCGGUGAGGAGAUAACCGCGCCGCGCCCUCCGCCGAUAAGCGAGCAGGGGGGCUGCCGGUCCAGCCGCCCUUCCGCCAUUUCCGUGCUGGGCACGGCACCCCGGGGGCGCCCGGGUGACCCCGCGACGCUCCGGAAGGAUCCCCGCCAUCGCGGGCCCUCCCUGAGGGGACACGCGCCGCGCCGCGCCCCGAACCCGCCGGGCGGCGGCGGCGGGGCCUGAGGAGCGGGGCGGGGCGCUGCGCGCGCGGCUACCCGCCGCCGGGAAGCCAAUGGGGGCGGGCGGCGGGGCCUGAGGAGCGGGGCGGGCCGCCAUGGGCCGCGGCAGCGCCGUCCCGCCGCGGGGCCGGCGCCCGUAGUGGCAGCGCAGCCUUCCUCCUCCUCAUCUUCCUCAUCCUCCCCCCGCCGCACAGCGCAGCCGCCGCGCAGGGCCCGGCGCCCGCCCCCGGGGCGGCGGCGCUGGCCGGCGACGGGGCUGGCCCGGCGCGGCCCCGUGAGGCGCGGCCGCCCCUUCCCGCCCCCCCCCACCUCCCUUCUUCCCUCCUUCUCUCCGCCCGCCGUGAGGGCGGGAGGAAAGCGGCAGCCGCGAGCGGGAGGCGAGGGUAGGCGGCGCGCCGGGAGCCAUGCGGGAGUACAAGGUGGUGGUGCUGGGCUCUGGCGGCGUGGGCAAGUCCGCCCUCACCGUCCAGUUCGUGACGGGCUCCUUCAUCGAGAAGUAUGACCCCACCAUCGAGGACUUCUACCGCAAGGAGAUCGAGGUGGACUCCUCGCCGUCGGUGCUGGAGAUCCUGGACACGGCGGGUACCGAGCAGUUCGCCUCCAUGCGGGACCUCUACAUCAAGAACGGGCAGGGCUUCAUCCUGGUCUACAGCCUGGUGAACCAGCAGAGCUUCCAGGACAUCAAGCCUAUGCGGGACCAGAUCAUCCGGGUGAAGAGGUACGAGAGGGUGCCCAUGAUCCUGGUGGGCAACAAGGUGGACCUGGAGGGCGAGCGGGAGGUCUCCUUCGGGGAGGGCAAAGCCCUGGCCGAGGAGUGGAGCUGCCCCUUCAUGGAGACCUCGGCCAAAAACAAAGCCUCGGUGGACGAGCUCUUCGCGGAGAUCGUCAGGCAGAUGAACUACGCCUCGCAGCCCAACGGGGACGAGCAGUGCUGCUCCUCCUGCGCCAUCCUCUGAGGGCGGCGGCGGGGCCGGGGCUGGCUGCGGGCACACGGCGGCGGCGGCGGCUCGGCCACCCGGCCGAGGCGAGCCGCGGGGCGGGCGCGCUGGCCUCGGCGGCCGCCAGACACAGACACACACAGAGAAACGGAAAAAGGAGAGAGGGGGAAAAAAAAAAAAAAAAAAAAAAAAAAACAAGGAAAAAAAUUAUAUCGUGUUGGAAAUGUGGCUUUUUUCGGCAUGUACGUUUCGUCCAGUCUUGGUCGUUGCAUAUUUCCCGUCAGUGUCUGCCGCUGCCCCGCGCUGGCAGCGGGCACGGGGGAGGACGGCGGCGGGGAGCGGCCCCUGCCCGCCCCGGGAGCGGGGCACACGCGGGGAGCCCGUCCCGGACACGCGUGGAGCCCGGACACGCGUGGAGCCCGCCGCCGGCCCGAGGAUCUCUAUGCAAAAGCUGGGGGGCUGUGCCCGGCGCGUCCCGCCUGGAGAAUUGCACAUCUGAACUGGGACUGUAACUCAAACACUGAUGCCAAUACAGUGUGGGGUGCCAGAAAGUGUCUGCUGAUGAUUCGUGAAAUAAUCUUCUAUUUUGUUUACCUGCUGUAUCGGAUGGGAGUUUGCAGGAGAGUGGUAGCCUGUUGGGUUUUCCUGUUGUGUUUUGUUGGAUUUUUUGUUGUUGUUUUUUUUUUUUUUAAAAAUCAGCUGUGAAAAUGUUACAAAUCUGCACAAUUUUUUAGGUGUGCGUGUGUGUGUGAUUUCGUUUUUAUUUUAAUUUUCCUUUGGCGGGUGGGAGCGGUGGUGGUUUUGUUCCGAGGGUUUUUCUUUUUAGGUUGGCAAUAACUGAUUUUGAUGACUAGCUCUCUAAAGUGCAAAGACUUCCUAUAUGUGAUGCAGGGCCAACAGCAACCCUGUGUCUAUAGAGUGCCUUCAAAACUCAGCUGUUCCAGCCGGUGCCAACCUGUGAAAGCUCCACAGAAUCCCAUUAUCUACUACUCCAAAAACUACUUAACAGUUUCCUUGCAGUAAUCAUACCGAACAAGCCAGGACAAAAGGGCCUAUUGUUAGUGGAAUUUAUUUCUUAUUUCCAUCUGAGUCUUUUAACUGUAAUUGCCAUGUCUUGCAAGUUCGGGCUUCAUUUACUUCAAAUUUACAAGAAUUUAGCCUUUUGGGAUUUUGGGGGGGUGGGCUUUUUUUUUUUUUUUUUUUUUUAUUCCUUUGGUUUUGUUGUGGGAUGUACCUCCAGCCAGCAAAGAAGGAAAUCUUAUCGUUGUGAUGUACCAAGAAAAUUCUAACAACUGUCAUUUUAAUUCCAGACAUGCGUUUAAGAGAUGUCUAUCCAUUUUAAGAAUUUUAAUACAAAUGCUGUUUUUUAGAAAACAACUUCGUGCGCUUUUAUGUAUUACGUGAAACACUAACUUUCACAUAGGCUGUUAUUCCUGAUUUAUGUCUUAAUAGAAGUGAAAGGUGGUGGUGGGAUGAUUUGGGAGAGUGUUUAAGGAAAAAAAAAAAAGACAAACCACAAAACUGCUAGUUUACCUACUAUUUAGUAAUUUUUAAUACAGUUUUUCAUUUGUGUUUAGGUCCUGACCCUAUGUGAUGCCAACAUGUGAGUGGAACACUGUGUUCAGUAGGCAGCUUUAGGAAGGUAGUGUGGCUUUAAUGCAAAAGGACUUGCAAGAUUAUGCCCUUACUCUUUACCGGGCUAAAAUUCUGAGGGUCGAUUAUUUAUAAAAUUUAAGCUUUUGACCUCAUUGCAUUAUAACACUUUAAAAUUAUGCAUCAGACCGUUAUUUCUUUCCUGGUUUGCAGAGGGGUUGGGGUGGGAGGACACCUGUACCUUCUGUCAUUUGGAAGAUCUAGGGAGUUUGUUUACCUCUGUUAUCUUCCUCUCUUAGCCCCUUCUUUAAAGAUUAGCACACAAACCUGCAACUUUUUUUUUUUACUUUUUUUUUCUUCCACCUAUCCCAACAAGACUUGAAAUUAUCUCACCACCCGAAAGCAAAAGUUGAGCAAUGAUGUGUAAAGGGUUUUUUUAAUAAGGCCAACUGAAAACAAACUGCCAUGAUUCCUACUGUGAAUCUGAUAAUUUCUUCUAUUUUACAUAGGAAAGCUUCCUGCUUCAGCACUGGAAGAACAGUGUUUAGUAUUAGUUUAAUUCUAUGUAUUGAAAUCCCAGUGAUGGAAAUUAAAGUUAUAAUCUUGUGUUUUAGUUUAAAAUUGGACACGUAUUUAGCAACAUCCGGUAUCUACUGAAAAUUUGGAAAAUACAUACUUAAGUAUUACACAUCUCUUCUCCUGAGCUCACACAUAUCCUUCAAAACAGCAAGGACCUGUUCUGAUACAAUUAGUCAGGUUGUAUCAGUCAGACUGAUACAAUCAUAGUUGAAAACAAAGAGGGUGGGAGAAGGCAACCCUAGUGAUGGUCCCUCAACUUCUGCUUGUGGCCUUCAAGUAACAGACAAAUUGAUCCAGCCCCCCAUUUUCAAGUGAAAACGGAAAGCCGCUUUGCAUCUUGUCUUUCAGAAAUUUCUAAAAAUUAAUUAGAAGCCAGCUCCUCAAGGACUUCCAGGUUAGAGGGUCAGCGGAAUAAUGCUUAUUAAUAGCAAGGGUUUGUUUUAACAAAAAUGCUGCAUUGAAAACUAAGAAAGCUUGACAUGUCUGUGGUUUAAAAAACUUCAUGACUGAUUUUUUUUUUUAAAAUGCUAUAUAUUUAUAUCUCAGCUAUUCCUAUGGUUCAGUUUUGUCUUAAGUUCAAUGGGAUUAUACAGUUUUUAGCACUCAACAGGCCUUUCUCCAGAUCAGCACAUUGGAAGCAACUUGUUCCACUUAAUAAAAGCAGAUAUUUAUUCUGUUCUCCCCAACAGAUAGCAGAUUCUUCAUGUUUUCUAGUGCCUCCUGUUGCCCUACUGCCUGUGUUGUGAUUGAGGAAUGAUGCAAAAAUGGGUGUUCGUAGCACACAGCGGCACAUAAAGUCCAGUUUCUCUCAGCCUAGCAGAGCAGCUGAAGGCAGCCUAGUAAAUUCUGGAUUAUGCUGGGUUUUUUUUGUAGAUAUAAUCUAGUUCUUGCCAAAAAGGUGUGUGUGUUAAACAGUGAAGGAUUUAAGAAACCGUGGCAUGGGUCUAAUCAGAGUUUUGAACGUAAUUAGAUGUUCAGUGUUCUCUAUGACUUGUGAGGACAGUACAAAAGGUAGAGCUCAGUAGUCUGAUCUUCCAAAUACUCUGAAGUGUUUUGGUGCUCGUUAAACAUAGGCCUUGUCUAUAAAGUAGAAAAAUGUCAUACUGCUUUAACUUGACUGAAUAAUGAAAGCUAUAUUAGCUUCUACACUCACGGAAAAUGUUGUAUCAAUAUAAAGGUACUCUUCUAUUCCUUUUCCCUGUGGGAAUAUGUUAUACCCAUGUCAAUAUAAAGGUGGUAUAUAGCUCUUUUCACAGUGAGAAUUGCAAAUAUUUAAUUGAUUUGGAAGAAAAAUUACAUUCCCAGCCCAAAUACUUCCUGACGGUGCAGAAAUUGUGUAAACAAGGCCUUAGUUUAAGGCUGGUCUUAUGGCCACAUAUUUUGAUGUACAUAAUGAUUGUAUUUUUAAAAAUCCAAGCUUGUUCUAUUGCAAGAAAUUGUGUCUUUGAAAUCCCAGUCUCUGUGAUUGUAACCGUGCAGUAUUCUCGACCUCAUUUUCAAUACAAGUGUGGUUCUUCUCAACACGAUGCUCAGGCUUUAUUGAUGCUUACUGUUCUGGAUGUUGAAUUCUGUGGCAGCGGAUUCCUGGCGGUUCUGCUUCUCUCAAAAGAAUGUACGGCAAGUUUUUUGCAAAGGGCAUUUUAAAUAAAGGGCAGCUGGCUCUUUAUGA
Molecule: messenger RNA, 5990 nt
Organism: Chroicocephalus ridibundus (black-headed gull)
Lineage: Eukaryota; Metazoa; Chordata; Aves; Charadriiformes; Laridae
Gene: RAP2B
Product: RAP2B, member of RAS oncogene family
Exons: 1
Coding region: 1616-2167 (183 amino acids)
Biological process (GO): negative regulation of cell migration; Rap protein signal transduction
Cellular component (GO): plasma membrane
Molecular function (GO): GDP binding; GTP binding; GTPase activity
Source: RefSeq, a predicted model, not a curated record